AUGGUGAAAUUAGAAGCCACCAAAGAGCACGACGAUGGCCGCGACGUGACCGUCACGGUGGCGCCGGCGCUUCCGGUGCAGGAACACCGCCUGCCGCUGUCCAACCUGGACCUCCUCCUGCCGCCGCUGGACGUCAGCAUCUUCUUCUGCUACCUCCACCCGGCGCCCACCGCGGCCGGUCUCAAGGAGGCACUGGCCAAGACGCUGGUGGCGUACUACCCGUUGGCCGGGGAGGUGGUGGCCAACGGCGACGGAGAGCCGGAGCUGCUCUACAGCGGCCGCGGCGUGGACUUCACGGAGACGACCGCGGCCAGCGUCGAGCUGCGGGAGGUCCGGCUGGGCGCCGUGGACGAGGGCGUUGAGAAGCUGGUGCCUGCCAAGAAGGCUGGCGUGAUGGCGGUCAAGCUGACCAAGUUCAGGUGCGGCGGCGCCGUCGUCGGGUGCACCUUCGACCACCGCGUCUGCGACGCCUACUCCUUCAACAUGUUCCUCGUCGCGUGGGCCGUGGCCGCCCGUGGCGGCUCAGCGCCUCCGGCCCCGUCCUUCCACCGCUCGUUCCUUGCGCCGCGCGAACCAGCACCACUCUGCACCACCGGCAACCUCGUGGACCGCCUCUUCGUCCCCGUGAGCCGCGUUCCAGCACUGCCAGACACACCCGCCGUCAACCGCAUCUACCGCUUGUCCGCCGCCGACGUCACGGCGCUUCAGGCCUCGGCGGGGUCCGGGCGCACCAAGCUGGAGGCGUUCACGGCGCACCUGUGGGGGCUCUACGCCAAGGCUGCAGCAGCCUUGCGGCGUCAGCCGCAUUCGUGCUGCAUGGGCGUGGUGGUGGACGGGCGCACUCGCCUCCGCCGUGACGGCGCCAUGAGCACCUACUUUGGCAACGUGCUGACCAUCCCCUACGGUGUCAUGGGCACCGGAGCCCUGAGUACCAUGGCGCUCGCCGACGUGGCGGACGACGUGCACCGGUGGGUGGCGGAGGCCGCGACCGGCGAGCACUUCCGCGAGCUCGUCGACUGGGUGGAGGCGCAGCGGCCGGAGCCCACGGUGGCGAGGGCGCACCUGUGCCGCGGCAACGGCGACGAGGACGCGAUGGCCUGCGUGGUGUCGUCGGGGAUGCAGCUCCCCGUCGGCGAGGUGGACUUCGGGUGGGGCCGGCCGGCGUUCGCGUCGUACCACUUCCCCUGGGCCGGCGGCGCCGGGUACGUGAUGCCGAUGCCGAGCGCGCGCGGGGACGGCGACUGGUUGGUGUACGUGCACGUGGCGCCGGAGGUGGCGAAGGUGAUGGAGAAGGAGUCCACCGUGUUCCAAGCCCUCGAGAACAGCUACGUGUUUGAGUACUAG
Messenger RNA from Miscanthus lutarioriparius, 1344 nucleotides. The record is from the annotation of a GenBank genome assembly. Lineage: Eukaryota; Viridiplantae; Streptophyta; Magnoliopsida; Poales; Poaceae.